GCGGAGGGAUACUAUAUAAACAAGUCGCCAUCACUCUUUAAAGGGCAGAGUUGUGCAAACUCCCAGGCUUCUUGCGGGGAGUCAUUUCUGCAGGAUUUGUGGCUCGACAUCAAGCUAUCGAAGGAAAGAAACGUGCCUGGACUCUAGACACGUCGACAUAACUGCACUUUUAAAGUCCCCAAUCCUCCAAGCGGAAGCCUGCUCUUGCAAGAAGGACCUCCUGUCAUCUUCCAUGAACCAGAACCUCGCCACGCUUCAGGAAAGAGAUUCAUCGGAUCCACAAGAAGUCAAUCUCUACCUUUCCAUCACUGCUGCCUUGAAGAAUUUUUUUCUUUUCUUGUUUUUGCCGUGCCGCGGGGUUCCACAAACAACCGAGACUCAAAGCUCAUUACCAGCGAAGCAGCUAUGCAGCUUGAAAUUCAAGUAGCGCUCAACUUUAUUAUUUCCUAUCUCUACAACAAACUCCCCCGACGACGUGUGAAUAUCUUUGGCGAGGAGCUGGAGAGCUUGCUGAGGAAAAAAUAUGAAGGCCAUUGGUAUCCGGAUAAGCCGUACAAAGGCUCGGGGUUCCGCUGCAUCCAUGUAGGGGAGAAGGUGGACCCGGUUGUGGAGCAGGCCGCUAAAGAGAGCGGGCUGGCCAUAGAAGAUGUCCGCAAUAACCUCCCUCAGGACCUUAGCGUGUGGAUUGACCCCUUUGAGGUUUCCUACCAGAUCGGUGAGAAGGGAGCGGUCAAGGUGCUGUACGUGGACGAUAGCAGCGAGAACGGUUCCGAGCUCGACAAGGAGAUCAAGAACAGCUUUAACCCCGAGGCCCAAGUCUUUAUGCCGAUCACCGAGCCCGUCGGGGCCUUGUCGGAGUCCAGCUCUCCCUCCCCUCCUUUCGGCCAAUCGGCCGCCGUCAGCCCCUCCUUCAUGCCGCGGUCGGCCCAGCCGCUGACCUUCACCACCGCCACCUUCGCCGCAACCAAGUUCGGCUCCACCAAGAUGAAAAGCAGCGGGCGCGGCAACAAUAGCGCCAACGGCGGCGGUAGCAGCAAGGCGGCGGCGGCGGCGCCGCCGCGGUCGUCGCCCAUUGGCAACCUGGGUCUGAAUGUCAACACCUUGCUGAAGCAGAAAGCCAUCUCCACCUCCAUGCACUCGCUGUACGGGCUGGGCCCGAGUCAGCAGCAGCAGCAGCAGCAGCAGCAGAAGCAGCCCUCGGCUCUAUCCCCCAACGCCAAGGAGUUUGUGUUCCCCAACCUCCAGAGUCAGGCCAGCCCCGGAGGACCAGCAUUUGCCGCCGAGGCCUCCCUGGGGCUGCCGUACAACAAUGCCUUGGACGUGUUUGCAGCCUACGGAAGUCUCAACGACAAGUCCUUGGUGGAUGGCCUCAACUUCAGUCUGAGCGCCAUGCAGUAUUCUAACCAGCAAUUCCAGCCCGUCAUGGCUAACUAAAAGACGGUUAUUUAUAAACCAAGUUGGCUCGGAAGACAGAGGGAAAAACAAAAGGCACAUUUUGGAAAGUGGCGUGCUAGCGACUCGGAGAAGCUUGUCCAAACACAUUCAAGCUUGGUUACUUCAAUUCACCAUGCGUUAUUGCUUUUCUUUUUCCCUUUUUGCCAACCGAGCACAAUAGUCUUUUAUUUUUUACCAUGUUGAUGAAAAUAGUCCCCCCCAAAGAAAAAAAAAAAAAAAACCCACAAGCUUCGAGUUUUGGCCUCUUACAGUAUUUUGCAGUUGGUAAGACAAGGCUGGUUUUUAUGAAUUGGCACUACUAAGUGGGGUUACUUGGUCUUUUUCUAAUUGUAUAAUUUAAUUUAGUACAAAGUUUGUAAGAUAUCAGAGUAUAUAUUGUUUCUAUGACAUGGUGUUGCAUUUAUAUCUUUUUACUACUCCAGUGAUCUGUGAUGGCUGCAGCAGCUUUUCCUUCUUUUUCUUUUUUUAAAGACUUGUUAAAGAAAUCCAUCUUUAAAAAAAAAAAAAAUCCACCAGAUAUUCUGAAGAUUGUGUAUUCCUUUAGUGGUGGAACUCAAGUGUAGGAAUAUUUGCUAUUUCUGAAAAAUGAAUUGUAUUUUCUUUUAAGAGGUUGAAGAUUUUGCUAUACUAUGGAAAACAAAUGUAAUCGUAUGGAUAUUAAUUUUGUACCUACAUUGUGCAAUACUUGAUGAAAAAAAAUACGGUAUAACAAAGUAUUUUGAGUCAGUGUCUUACAUGUCAAGAGGGACUGAAAUAGUUUAUAUUGUUAAGUUUGUAUUAAAUGCUUCAAAAGUAUAUGCUUGUCUUUAUUAUUUUUCAUAUUUGCACCCUGGUCUUUUUAAUAAAAGAAAGUACAAUUGGAA
Syngnathus typhle (broad-nosed pipefish) is the source of this 2318-nucleotide messenger RNA. Its product is annotated as protein Tob1-like. The transcript has 2 exons. Gene Ontology annotation, biological process: regulation of gene expression. The record is from RefSeq and is a predicted model, not a curated record. Gene Ontology annotation, cellular component: cytoplasm; nucleus. The coding region runs from base 406 to 1434 and encodes 342 amino acids. Gene Ontology annotation, molecular function: transcription corepressor activity. NCBI's taxonomy places the organism in Eukaryota, Metazoa, Chordata, Actinopteri, Syngnathiformes, Syngnathidae.